CCUUUCUUUCCCCUCCAACCCCAGGUGAUGAAUAACUCAGGCCCCUACAAGAACUUCCAGAUCGAGGUGAAGAAAGGGGGGUACUUCCUGCAUGGCUCCAACAAAUCCUUUGCAUCCUUGAAAGACCUCAUGGAUCACCUGAAGGGACAGAUCCUGCGGACAGACAACAUCAGCUUCACCCUGAAGAGGUGCUGCCAGCCCAGACCCAGAGAAAUCUCCAACCUGCUGGUGGCCACCAAGAAGGCCCAGGAGUGGCAGCCAGUGUAUCCCAUGGGGCAGCUGAGCUUCCACCGCAUCCGCAAGGAGGAGAUCGUGCAGGUGGGAGCCUGGGGGGCUGCAUGCAGGGACCCCCAGAGCCUGGCCUUAGCAUUUAGAGCUUGGAAUUAAACCCUGCAUCUGACCUGAGACCUUGGGAAAGGCUCCCAGGCUGAGGUGCCAGAAGCGAGAAUGUGGAGUUAUAAAAUAAAUGUGUAUUUUUAAAGCAGAGACCUGU
Messenger RNA from Passer montanus (Eurasian tree sparrow), 493 nucleotides. Its product is annotated as tyrosine-protein kinase JAK1-like. Gene Ontology annotation, biological process: hemopoiesis; cell differentiation; cytokine-mediated signaling pathway. The transcript has 2 exons. Lineage: Eukaryota; Metazoa; Chordata; Aves; Passeriformes; Passeridae. The coding region runs from base 28 to 387 and encodes 119 amino acids. Gene Ontology annotation, molecular function: non-membrane spanning protein tyrosine kinase activity; cytokine receptor binding. The record is from RefSeq and is a predicted model, not a curated record. Gene Ontology annotation, cellular component: cytosol.